UCUCCUUAUAGCGUGUAAGGCGUAAAUAAGGCAGUCUAAAAGAUCGCAUAGUCUAAAUCAAAAUGCAUAUCACUAAGGCCAUUCUAUUGCUGAGCUGUCUCCUGCUCCUGGAAUCCUCUGUCAGCGCACUCAAUUUUGAUGGUAUUCUAGAUUGUACGCAGGCAGCAAUUGAAUCAGGCGUUUCGCUUGCUGCUCGCGUUAUACCAGAAGUGAAGAGAACAACGGCGUGUAUAAACUUCGUUCCGAGUCUGGCAGCUGAGCUAGACGCCCAAAGUUUGGUCUUGCUUAUUUAUGAUUUUUUUAAACAAUUUUUGGCAAAUGAAAAGUGCGUGGACGCUACGCUUGAGAGAGUUUAUGCAGCUGUACAACCAGAGUUGCAAAAAUUGUACAACAUACAAUGCAUACCAACGGAACUUCUUGAACAUUAUAUCUGAAGGCCUAUAAACAUACUGUUAAAAUUUA
This is a messenger RNA of Drosophila mojavensis, 462 nucleotides long. RefSeq lists its product as uncharacterized. The transcript is spliced from 2 exons. The record is from RefSeq and is a predicted model, not a curated record. Bases 63 to 434 code for a protein of 123 amino acids. NCBI's taxonomy places the organism in Eukaryota, Metazoa, Arthropoda, Insecta, Diptera, Drosophilidae.